Pestalotiopsis fici W106-1 is the source of this 849-nucleotide messenger RNA. RefSeq lists its product as uncharacterized. Bases 1 to 849 code for a protein of 282 amino acids. The record is from RefSeq and is a predicted model, not a curated record. The transcript has 2 exons. NCBI's taxonomy places the organism in Eukaryota, Fungi, Ascomycota, Sordariomycetes, Amphisphaeriales, Sporocadaceae.
AUGGCCCAUUCAUCAGUCUCGGAAACAGGUCCACUACUCCAGACGUCGUCAUUGUUCUUCACCAUGCUGCUUCCAGAACUAAGAUUCAUGAUUUAUGAGCACGUAUUUGGGCCAAAACACCUGCACAUGUUUAUUCACGACAAGAAGCUCGCCGGCCUGCGCUGCCUCGAGCCAACCUCGACGGAUACCAGCGACCACGAAAAGUGCAUCGGAUUGCCCCUGGAAACCAAUUUCACCAUGGAACAGGAGCAACUCGACUUGUUUCGCGACCGCCAGCCACUCUCCGAGAGGAGUCCGGUCGGUGCUCUCUUGACUGCCUGUCGAUUAAUAUACUCGGAGGCCGUAGAUGUCCUCUAUAGGACCAGCACUAUACACUUUAGCAACAUUGUGUCCAUCUGCGUAUUUCCACGGACCGUGAUCCCUCACCACCUUGACAAUGUGCGGCACGUCCGGCUAUCCCUCUUCCUGGAAUGGCGACGCGAUGGCCUCGUCACAAAAUCACACAAUGCCUUUGGCGGCGUCUGGCCCGGCUGGGACGGCGGCAUCGGCCAUGGCGACACGCCCUGGGAGUGCGUCUGGGCCGUGGUGGCGUCGAUGCGGUCGCUGCACACGUUGGUCGUGACGAUACACAUUCUCGGGUUCCGCGCUCGGCGGGAUGAGCUGUCUCGGCAGGGGACACAACUUGAUGACUUCGAGACGCCACUGUUUGAGCCGCUAAAGCAGAUUUCCCCCUGCAAUUAUUUCCUUCUGAGGGUCAGCUGGCCAUCCUCGGGUCAACAAUUUGACGAAUAUCCCUUUCGACUUGAACGCUUUGUCGAGCCAGAUCGAAUGCAGUCUCGCCGUGUAUGA